This is a messenger RNA of Acyrthosiphon pisum (pea aphid), 1358 nucleotides long. Its product is annotated as transmembrane protein 41 homolog. Gene Ontology annotation, cellular component: endoplasmic reticulum membrane. Gene Ontology annotation, biological process: autophagosome assembly. Lineage: Eukaryota; Metazoa; Arthropoda; Insecta; Hemiptera; Aphididae. The record is from RefSeq and is a predicted model, not a curated record. The transcript has 6 exons. The coding region runs from base 369 to 1193 and encodes 274 amino acids.
ACUUCUGUUAUCUGUUUCUCGCUGCAAUUUUUAUAGGCCGAUAGGCGAUAACGAGAAAGUCGAGUCUCGAAGAGCUAAAAAAUUUCCUCUUCCGCUGUUCGUUACAAAUCUGGAAUUGACGUAAGCACAAUAUUGUUAAGAGCUCGAUUGUUCGUAUACAAAACGUUCAAUUAUUAUCAACCACAAUAAUAUUAUGCUGUACGUGCGACGACAGUCCACAGACGAAUUACGAAACAAUGAAAUGUCGUAUAGCAUCAUUAAAUAGCCAUUGGUUUUGAAUAAUUCGUAUUUUUUUUGUCUCCGACGGAGUUCGCGGAAAAUACUAUCCAAUUUCGUUUAUAAGGCCAGGAGAGACAACAGCACAAGACAUGGAUGUGGAUCACAGUGUGCAAAAUGAAUCUGUGUCGACAGUAGACGACACAACAACAAUAACGGAGCCCAAGACGGAAAAUGAACAAACAAUGUCUACCACAAAAGCAUUGGUCAUAUUAGUGGUCAUAUUCUCAUUGUUUAUACUAAUCUUAGGCUAUUUGUAUUACAGUUUCCCUCAGAUGACAGAGGAGGAAAAAAAAUACAUAAAAAUUCCACGUAAUACCACAGAUAUGCAAAACCUGGGUAGAGUCUUGGAAGAUUACAAGGAUACAAAUUACACUCAAGUGUUUAUGUCAAUUUUCUUCUGUUACAUAUUUUUGCAGACAUUUGCCAUACCUGGAUCAAUUUCAUUAUCAAUAUUAUGUGGAUUUUUAUACCCAUUUUUAUUAGCAUUAGCAAUUAUAUGUUUUUGUUCGGCAAUGGGCGCAUGUUUUUGUUAUUUAUUGUCAAUGACAAUCGGAAGGAGAUUAGCAUACAGAUACUUCCCAGACAGAAUCAAAUCAUAUGCAAAUUUGGUUAAGAAACACAACGACAAUAUGUUCUGUUAUAUGAUGUUCUUGCGAAUAACCCCAUUUUUGCCCAAUUGGUUCAUAAAUGUGUGUGCACCACUAGUCGAUGUUCCGUUAAUACCAUUUUGGUUGGGAACUUUUUUUGGAGUAGCAGUACCAUCUGUAUUGGUUGUACAAGCUGGACAAACUUUACAUCAGGUCGCAUCUGAAUCAACCUGGUCAUGGUCUUCCGUAUUACUCUUGGCAACUUUUGCUGCCCUGUCAUUACUACCUGUACUAUUCAAGGCAAAAUUAAGAGACAAAUUUGACUGAAAAAAUGUUGUUGACUGCCAUAUUGAAGGACAUUCCAUUAGUGUAGUCUAGAUUCCCUACCCAUAUAUGCCUCUUCCUUAUGUCACAAUGUCUCAUAAAUUAUUACAUUUAUAAUAUAUUUAAACGUCAUAAAAUAAUUUAUAGCAAAUAAAAAUUGUUUUGUUA